Gastrolobium bilobum is the source of this 1040-nucleotide messenger RNA. RefSeq lists its product as uncharacterized. Gene Ontology annotation, cellular component: endoplasmic reticulum membrane; endoplasmic reticulum. The record is from RefSeq and is a predicted model, not a curated record. Gene Ontology annotation, biological process: intracellular protein transport; endoplasmic reticulum to Golgi vesicle-mediated transport. NCBI's taxonomy places the organism in Eukaryota, Viridiplantae, Streptophyta, Magnoliopsida, Fabales, Fabaceae. The transcript has 2 exons. The coding region runs from base 103 to 768 and encodes 221 amino acids.
UCACAGUGAACCGACACGCUUCUUGUCUUGUAUGUUGUCUUUAUCAUUCUGCGAGUGAGAGACAAUAUUGAAGAUUCUUAGAAGAAGAAGAAGAAGAAGAAGAUGUUGCAGCUACUCUACACUGCGAUUUUUGGCGAAAUGCUUCUAAUUCUUACCCUCGUUUUCAAGACCCCACUAAGGAAACUGGUCAUCAUUACCUUGGAUAAGGUCAAGCGUGGUCGCGGUCCCGUCGUCGUCACCACCGUGGGUGCCACCUUGGUGGUGGUGUUUUCUUCCAGCCUCUAUAGCAUGGCCAAGAUCCAACAACGCACCAUCGAGGCCGGUGUAGUUAACCCCACCGAUCAAGUUCUUAUGUCCAAGCACAUGCUCGAAGCUUCUUUAAUGGGGUUUGUACUUUUCCUCUCUCUGAUGAUUGAUAGAUUGCACAAUUACAUAAGAGAACUUCGUUUACUGAGGAAGACCGUGGAAGCUGUUAAGAAACAAAGCCGAAAUUUCGAGGACGAUAAAAAUGGCAAUACAGAGGAGCAUAAAGCAUUGGCAGAAGAAAUUGCCACAUUGAAUUCCAAAGUUAAGAAACUGGAAUCUGAAUGUGAAGUGAAAGGAAAUAAGGCUAAGGAUUUGGAAACUGAAGUAGAGACUCUUAAAAAGCAAUCUGAGGAGUUCCUUAUGGAAUAUGAUCGCCUCUUGGAAGACAAUCAGAAUCUUCGGAGUCAAUUGGAGACCAUUGACCAGAGCUCUAUGCAUGUUGAUAAUAAAAAGAGUAUUUAAUCGCUUUGGAGAAUGAGGUCACAGUUUCAUACACUUAUGUGUAUAAAGACAGAUAUGAGCUAUGUGGAUUGAAUGAACUUACUAUACUUAAAGCAUUUCACAGUCACCUUUUAACCUUAUUGUUGAUGUAUAAUGUCAAGUAGAUUAUCAAGGAACGGUUACUGCCUUAGGUGGAUUUUGAGCUAUAAUAUUCAUAGUUGCCAUGCAACUAUGCAUCAGUCAGUGAACUUGGAAAAUUAUGGUGGUUAACGUGCACAAUGGGUAUAAGAUCA